Messenger RNA from Dromaius novaehollandiae (emu), 3582 nucleotides. It is a transcript of the gene TBX15, whose product is annotated as T-box transcription factor 15. Gene Ontology annotation, molecular function: DNA-binding transcription factor activity, RNA polymerase II-specific; RNA polymerase II cis-regulatory region sequence-specific DNA binding. The record is from RefSeq and is a predicted model, not a curated record. The transcript is spliced from 8 exons. Gene Ontology annotation, cellular component: nucleus. Gene Ontology annotation, biological process: cell fate specification; positive regulation of DNA-templated transcription; regulation of transcription by RNA polymerase II. The coding region runs from base 352 to 2157 and encodes 601 amino acids. NCBI's taxonomy places the organism in Eukaryota, Metazoa, Chordata, Aves, Casuariiformes, Dromaiidae.
GCGCACACAGCCUGCCUAACUCUUGGAGAAAAAAAAAUCCCAGAAGUCUGGAUCAAUCAGAGAGAGACAGAAGGAAAGGGGAGAAGAAAAAAAAAAAAAGAUGAAAUCCAGCCUGCAGCCCCUCUGAGCAAGUGCUGGGGACCUGGGCUGUGCACACCCUCCCGGCUCUGCCUACGGAGUAUCUGCAACCUCAUGUAGUUCCUGCAGGAGACUGAGGGCUGGUUCUUCUGGGGGUGCAGCUGGGGAGGGGUGGGGGGAGAAAGAGGAGAGGGGCUCUGCCUCUGGUCCCCGAGCUCUGCGCUCCCAGCCACUGGUUGCUCAUCUGCCCAAGGGUCUGGGCUGGGGGAUAAGAUGAGUGAGAGGCGAAGAUCGGCGGUGGCCCUCAGCUCCCGAGCGCACGCUUUUUCAGUAGAAGCCUUGAUUGGGACAAAUAAAAAGAGGAAACUGCGAGACUGGGAGGACAAGGGGCUGGAUUUGUCCAUGGAAAGCCUCAGCCCCAAUGGCCAGCUAGGGGACAAUGAAGACCCGACACAGUGCCUGGACCUCAACCCCGACUCAGAGCAGAGCACUGGGUCAGACACAGAGGUGCUGGCAGAAAGGACAUCCUGCUCAUUUGGCUCCCAUUCUGACCUUACAUCUGGUGGCUCAGGUCCUCAGCCUCCUCCUCCUUCAUCCAUGGAAGAGAUCCAGGUAGAGUUGCAAUGUGCUGACCUAUGGAAAAGAUUCCAUGAUAUUGGGACAGAGAUGAUCAUCACUAAAGCAGGCAGGAGAAUGUUUCCAGCCAUGAGAGUGAAAAUUACGGGCUUGGACCCCCACCAGCAGUAUUACAUUGCCAUGGACAUUGUGCCUGUGGAUAACAAGAGAUACAGGUAUGUGUAUCACAGUUCCAAGUGGAUGGUGGCUGGCAACGCUGACUCCCCAGUGCCCCCAAGGGUUUACAUCCACCCUGAUUCGCUGGCUUCUGGAGACACCUGGAUGAGACAGGUGGUCAGUUUUGACAAGCUCAAACUGACCAACAACGAGCUUGAUGAUCAAGGCCAUAUAAUAUUACACUCAAUGCAUAAGUACCAGCCCCGCGUUCAUGUCAUCCGCAAGGAUUUCAGCAGUGACCUUUCUCCAACAAAACCAGUUCCUUCAGGUGAUGGGGUGAAAACGUUCAACUUCCCAGAGACUGUCUUCACCACAGUGACAGCCUACCAAAAUCAACAGAUCACCAGGUUAAAAAUUGACAGAAACCCUUUCGCUAAAGGUUUCAGAGACUCUGGGAGAAACAGAACGGGCCUGGAGGCUAUCAUGGAGACCUAUGCCUUCUGGAGGCCUCCUGUGCGCACUCUCACCUUUGAAGACUUCACUACCAUGCAGAAACAGCAAGGAGGCAGUACAGGUACCUCCCCAACGACCUCCAGCACGGGGACCCCGUCACCCUCUGCUUCCUCUCAUCUUCUCUCUCCAUCCUGCUCCCCUCCGGCCUUUCAUUUGGCCCCCAACACUUUCAAUGUUGGCUGCCGGGAGAGUCAGCUUUGCAACCUCAACCUGUCCGAUUAUCCCCCGUGUGCCAGGAGCAACAUGGCUGCAUUGCAGAGCUACACAGGGCUGAGUGACAGCGGGUACAACAGGCUGCAGAGCGGCACCGCCUCUGCCUCUCAGCCCUCAGAGACCUUCAUGCCUCAGAGGACUCCAUCCUUGAUCUCAGGAAUGCCUACUCCUUCCUCCCUGCCCACCAACAGCAAGAUGGAGGCGUACAGUGGCCAGCUGGGGUCAUUCCCCAGCUCCCAGUUUCAGUAUGUCAUGCAAGCGGGCAACCCUGCCUCCACCUCUUCUUCCUCACACAUGUUUGGUGGUGGCCACAUGCAGCAGAGCUCCUACAAUGCCUUCUCCCUUCACAAUCCCUACAACCUCUACGGAUACAAUUUUCCUGCUUCCCCACGGCUGGCAGCAAGCCCAGAGAAACUGACCACCUCCCAAAGCACUUUACUCUGUUCCUCCCCUUCCAGUGGGGCCUUUGGAGAGAGGCAAUACCUUUCAACAGGCAUGGAUCAUGGGAUGCACAUGAUCAGCCCUCCGUCUGGCAACCAGCAAACAGCCAACGCCUGUGACAACAGACAGUACGGUGCUGUUCAGGGCUCCUCCUCACAGAUGUCUGUGCACAUGGUCUAACAAGCGGCACGUCUCCUUGGAAUUGAAGGUGGUUGGACCUUCGUCGUUUCCGUGGGCAAACCCUUCCCCACACCUUUUUGCCUUUAAACUUAUAGUGGAACUAGUAUUGUAAUGAUAAAUACGAACACAAGCUGUCCAAGUAUGCGCCAUAAAAACCUCAUGGAAAGCCUUGACUGACAGCCACUGCAGCUUGUAAUCCGGAGCCUCCAGAUCUGGCACAGAGCAUCUGCUCUUUCUGGACAUUGCAGAGAGAAGGGCAUAGCUUUCAAGAGAAGCUGGAGUGAAGCAGCUGAAUAUGCAGUUUAAGUAUUAACUCAGCUAGUGUGAGCUCUCGGUGUGGAGGGAGCUGUGUCCCUGUACUGGCUCCUCCAGGUGUCAAAGAAAGGAAGUCUCUGAAGACCUCAUCCUGCAAAGCUGCACUGUCCAUGAGAGGCCAUAGCUCUAAAGGCCUUCCCCUUCCCAGACCGUCCAUCACUGCUAGAGCUGCUCAGCCUGUUUCUGAAGUUGCCCCUUCUCCCACUGUAGCCAAAGAAUGUUACUGCUGAGCUGGAGCUUUUCUUCCCAAAGAGCUUUCUGCAUUUAGACUAUGGUUCUGCCUGACUGACCAUUUCUUUGCAAGAGUCAAGCUCACCAGCUCCCAGUCUGCAGACAGAGAUGGGAGACAGAGAGGGAGGGAGAAAGAGAGAGAGAGAGGGAGAGAAGUUUUAACUCACAAGUGAACCUCUGACACAAGCAGAGACUGAUCUUCAGAAAGAUGCACAUGGGGAGAGGGGGCUCAUCUCCUGUUGACAUUAUCCAAAGUGAUGCACCAAAAAAAAAAAAGAAAAAGAAAAAAAGAACAACAGUCUGUGUGCAAUGUAUGUGUCCUACUCCACUCAAUGGGAGGAAACUCUCCAGACUGAGCUCAUGGGGAAGAGUGAUGAGAAAAGAGAGCUCUGCUCUACAGCAGUACAGCCAGCCUCCCUCACCUUGCAUGCAAGAGUUGCCAUAGAAAACCAUCAGCAUUUCAGUAACAGUGAGGUCGAGUAUUCUCCAGCCUCCCACCUGCCACAUGAUCUCUGCUUAACCAAAUAGAUCAUUGCCUUGACAUCUUUCUUUUCUGUUUUUUUCUCUUUUUUUUCUUCAAAUCCUUUAAAAAUAAGAAAACAAUUGUAGCUUGGUGCAAGCUAUGCAUUUAACUUGUGUGAAAAUGCAAAUACCAAGUAACAGAAUACAAAUAUUAUUGAGAUUUGUUGUGAGGUGUUGUAGAUAAAUGUAUUUAUAUGCCUAGUGGGGGAUUCAAUAUUAUGAAUAUAAAAGAGGGCAAUAAAAAUAGUAUGUAAAAUAUGUAUGAAGAAAAAAGGUGUAUAAAGAUUUGCCCUACGCACGGAACUCUGUUUCUAAGUGCCAAGCACAGAAUGCGCUAAAUAAAUCUUUGCAAUUGUU